Molecule: messenger RNA, 1391 nt
Organism: Antechinus flavipes (yellow-footed antechinus)
Lineage: Eukaryota; Metazoa; Chordata; Mammalia; Dasyuromorphia; Dasyuridae
Gene: VTI1B
Product: vesicle transport through interaction with t-SNAREs 1B
Exons: 6
Coding region: 427-1119 (230 amino acids)
Biological process (GO): Golgi to vacuole transport; retrograde transport, endosome to Golgi; regulation of protein localization to plasma membrane
Cellular component (GO): endoplasmic reticulum membrane; ER to Golgi transport vesicle membrane; SNARE complex
Molecular function (GO): SNARE binding; SNAP receptor activity
Source: RefSeq, a predicted model, not a curated record
CACCGGCUAGUGGGCGGGUGACUGUAGUUAUCGCUUCCCAAUAUAUGACAGUUUAGUCGUACCAAAUCUGGCAGACAAAUCACAGCACACCUCGGGGAGAGAAAAAGAGAUGUAGGGAGGCUUUGGCUUCUCUUUUCCUUACUCAUUGAAGUCCCCACGAGGAAAUGUUUUAAGUUUCUCAUCAGGCACAUGAUGAUAUGUCCCCUGUGGGUGGUAGGAUAGGACUUCGUGGCGAGAGUUCCGGCUCUGAAGGACCCCGUCGCUUCAGUUCCCCGGAAGCUCCUCCUAUUACGCUGGGGUGGUAGGGACAUUUGCCGGGGGCAAUGGAUUCGAGAUUCGCGGGUGCAUCCCCGAAGCUGAGCUAGAAGCUGGCUCCUGGGCCCAGGACCUCGGCCCUGCCGGUGUAGGGAUACCUCGCCCUGCGCCAUGGCAGCCGCCGUGUCCUCAGAACCUUUCGAGAAAUUGCACGAGAUCUUCCGCGGGCUCUAUGAUGACUUGCGAGGGGUCCCCGACAGGCUCCUGGGGACCGGAGGGACGGAAGAGAAAAAGAAGUUAAUCAGAGACUUUGAUGAGAAACAACAGGAAGCAAAUGAAACGCUGGCAGAGAUGGAAGAGGAGCUGCGCUAUGCCCCCCUGUCUUUUCGCAACCCUAUGAUGGCCAAGCUUCGGAGCUAUCGCAGAGACCUGGCUAAGCUCCAGCGAGAGGUGAGGAGCACUCCUUUGACGGUGCCACCUGGAGGCCGAGGAGAUAGUAGAUUUGGGGCAUAUGCUAUAGAGAAUGAUCACAUGAAUCAGCUGCAGUCUAAAAGGGUUUUACUUCUACAAGGAACUGAGAGCCUAAAUCGAGCCACUCAGAGUAUCGAACGCUCCCAUCAGAUUGCCACUGAGACGGAUCAGAUUGGUUCUGAAAUCAUUGAAGAAUUGGGGGACCAAAGAGACCAGCUGGAACGCACAAAGAGCCGAUUGGUGAAUACAAAUGAAAACUUGAACAAAAGUCGAAAGAUCUUGCGUUCGAUGUCUAGAAAAGUGGCAACCAAUAAACUGCUGCUUUCCAUGGUUAUUCUUCUGGAGCUGGCCAUCUUGGGAGGACUAGUCUAUUACAAGUUCUUUCGAAAAUAAGGAAAAUCCCUGCCUCUGUAUUCUCCUUGUGGAUCCCUAAAUCAAAGAGCUAAAGGACCAACUUUACUGCUAGGGCCUAGCAGUUUAAGCACUCAGACUGUCUGUGUAAGAAAGAAGGAAGAUGACGAUUGGAAAUGUGACGUAAUGGUAACAAAGCUGGGGUGCUAUACCAAGGUAACAAAUGCUGUGUUUAUUAGUUCUUUAAAUUUAUACAGUAAUCUAAUAUAUUAAUUCCCAAUGAACUAAAUAAAACCAAUUACAGAAUACAGUAA